AUGGCGCAAAUCACUGGAUCUGCACUCACAAUUUACCAUAGUCAAGUGCUUAAGAAGUCAGCCGAGAAUUCGUGGUUAUUUCUUUACGGGCGUUCAAAGACAAUCGAUUUCCGCAUGCCCAGCACGUUCUUUUGGGAAGGCGUGGACGUCCCAGUGAAGGCAACUGAAGACUCCCCUAAUUGUGGGACUGUCCACCCUAGACAGCAACCUGGGACUCUACCAAUGCUGCAUCUGCCGCAGGUUUUUCAUUCAACUACAGAGGUGCUGAGCAGGUUCUCUGCGCCCCUUCACAGGCUGCUCGUGAUAGUUGGAUUGACGGUGAGUGGCUGCGGGUACCAGGGGCUUCAGUUCUCUUGUCUAAUCAACGGGAUACUUUCAGCGCUCUCCGAGGCCUGGUUCUGCAGGCAUAUGGGUCUCAAAGGUGAACAUAUAGUCUUCGAUGCCCAAAAGUUCGCAAAGGACGCUGCGCAGCAGUCCGAUGAGCCGGCAAUCACGAAAGCAGCGGUUGACAUAUCCGAGAAGGCGCAGAAAGUUACAAGCACUGCAAAGGAAGCAACAGGCCCAAAGCAUGAAGGAACAGCAUAUGAUGAGGAGAUGCAAAGAGGGUCGGAAGAAGAUGAAGGAGAAAGUGAUCCGGACGAAGAGAAUACCAACGAAGAAAAUAGGCUUGAUCCCUAA
Molecule: messenger RNA, 678 nt
Organism: Eimeria acervulina
Lineage: Eukaryota; Apicomplexa; Conoidasida; Eucoccidiorida; Eimeriidae
Exons: 2
Coding region: 1-678 (225 amino acids)
Source: RefSeq, a predicted model, not a curated record